Messenger RNA from Diaporthe amygdali, 1266 nucleotides. RefSeq lists its product as uncharacterized. The record is from RefSeq and is a predicted model, not a curated record. NCBI's taxonomy places the organism in Eukaryota, Fungi, Ascomycota, Sordariomycetes, Diaporthales, Diaporthaceae. The coding region runs from base 1 to 1266 and encodes 421 amino acids. The transcript is spliced from 3 exons.
AUGGAGGACUCAGCCUGCACUACGGAGUCACAGGGCCAAGAUCGCAUAGAGCAUGACACAACAGAACAGCAGUAUUCGACCCCUCAAAAUAUAGCGGUGCAACCAUCAACACCACAAGAUGAGGUCAAUCAGCGAGAGCUCUUCAUCUUAGAAGAUCAGCCGCUACAUCAUGGAGACACUGCCAGUAUCAUCAAGCUCGUCGCAGACUCUGGUGCACGAUGCAUCGACGACAGUCCAGCGCCAAACGAUAUUCAGCCAACCACAGCUAUAGAAUGCUUUGUAGAAGAAGACAAAGAGGACGGAUCUGAGUCUGAGGACAAAAAUGAGUACUAUCAAGAACAACACGGUGACCAUUGGGAUGAGAUUGUAUAUUGGAGUCCAUGGACAAACUGGGUGCACGACGGAGAUGGAUGGCCACACAAUUUCAUGCGAUCUCGGGAGCUGAGCAAAUCAAACGACGAACUCCUGAACGAUUCUGAUAACAAGCGCUGGCUGCGAAAACUCUCACAGUUUCACCGAAAGGAUCUUCCAUCGCUGAAAGUCUGGGCGAAAGGCAACCCCAAAUUACCACUCUUCAAAGAUGACGGGACCGGAGAUGAGUAUCAACUCCAUCUUCAACCAGGGCUGCUCGCUGGCCUGGCCAAGAUCAAUUGCCCCAAGAACAUGGUCCCAAGCCCUGAAGACCAGAAUCCGUGGCAACAUAGGGCAGACCCUCUUUAUCAAGUCAGAUACCGACUGCCAUCGGAUGGCGCCGCGAGGCGGGAGCCAGCUUCCAUUCCCAAGUUCAUCAUACCAUUGGGCAAGCUAGCAGUGCGAACGUCCCUGCGAAAGCAAUGGCAGACGUUGUGCACCAAGCAAGAACCUCCCCCAACUGAGAUUACAGACUACCUGGUUGUGAUAGAUGCUGGACACGAAGAUCUUCCUGUGUGGAUCCUCGUCUCACAAUCCAUUCUGAAAGAUCGCAUGGAACACGAAGGCAAGGACUACCCGCAGCUACCCAUAUUCAACAAUGCGUUGAGGAAUGAGGAAUACGGAUUCGAUACCGCAUGCAUCUUCAGAUCCAUCCGCGACCUAGCACAGCCUGAUUUUAGCGAGGCCUGCAAAUUGGUGGGAAACACUCGCUCUGUUGCUGACCCGAGAAUCAUGUAUGUCGGCGAGAAAAAGAUGGCAGAGCUUUCUGGGGUGGAACUUCCUAAGGAUUGGAGUGUCACAAAGCCAGAUGAAGAGAUUCUGCCGGAACCAGUUGAGGCAGAUUUGGAUCACUAG